This is a messenger RNA of Triplophysa rosa, 1852 nucleotides long. It is a transcript of the gene lgals2a, whose product is annotated as lectin, galactoside-binding, soluble, 2a. Gene Ontology annotation, molecular function: laminin binding; galactoside binding; carbohydrate binding. The coding region runs from base 128 to 532 and encodes 134 amino acids. NCBI's taxonomy places the organism in Eukaryota, Metazoa, Chordata, Actinopteri, Cypriniformes, Nemacheilidae. The record is from RefSeq and is a predicted model, not a curated record. The transcript is spliced from 4 exons.
UCAGUCACCAAACGAUGGUCUACUUCCAGCCUCACAGUUGACAUAAGAACCGCUCCACACGGCACAAGUUUUCUCUGGACGCUUUGUUUCAAUCAGUUCGUUGUUGGAUUCAAAGAGUGACGUAGCAAUGAGCGGUGUGGUCGUGCAGAACAUGUCCUUUAAAGUGGGACAGACUCUUAUGGCUACAGGAGUCCCCAAUGCUGAAUCUACAAAUUUUUCCAUUAACAUUGGUCACAGUCCUGAGGAAAUCGCUCUACACUUUAACCCUCGUUUUGAUGCCCAUGGUGACCACCGCACUAUAGUGUGCAAUUCAUACUUGAAUGGCAACUGGUGUGAGGAGAACAGAUCGGGCUCCUUUCCAUUUAAUCUAAACGAACAGUUCCAGAUAAAAAUCACGUUCACCAAUGAGGAAUUCCAUGUGAUACUUUCAGAUGGCUCUGAGAUUCACUUCCCUAACCGUCCAGGUGCUGAAAAGUAUAAGUACAUGCAUUUUGAUGGUGAUGUCAGGAUCCAUGGGAUUGAAAUCAAGUAGACUAGUCCAAAAGGAGAACUAGAUUAAUAAAGCUCACUGAUGUGUCCUUUAUUUUCUGUCUUAAAUUGUCAUCUAUUCAGCUGUAUUAUUCUACCAUUUUUACUCACUGUGGAGGCAGUAAUCUUUCAAGUCUCUCAAUAACAUUCUUUCAUUUGUAUGCCGAAUUAACAUAAACUAGCAAAAAUACUGAUGUAGUAAUGCCAUUAUCAACCACAAGAUAGAGCCAAACUACGGUAAAUUAUCAUGGGCUUUAGAGUAAAUGUAAACCAAUACAUUGUCGGAGGUGGUUGAUGUCUUCCAGACUAGGUUAUUUACGUGCUUUUCUCAAGUUUUCCUAUAGUACAACACAAUCUCUCCUGAUUUUUUACUAAAGCACAUUCAUAACAUAAGCCUGUUGGUGUUAGCAAUUCAAAUAAAAUGUUCUCACCAAUAAACAAAGCCCCAUUUAUCUUUUCUCUAUUUUUAUAUGUUUAUGAUGAAACAUAUUUUAGUGCUUUAGUGCAGGUGCUCCCAUUUGAUGGGUUGAAGAAACAAAAGGAGAACAUUUAUAAUGAAACAGAACUUUAUAUUCCAUCAGGUUUUCUGUCAUUCUCAUGACAUGGCAGAAAUACUCAUUACACUACCAGUUUAAACAGCUCCUUCAGAACACGAAUAAAAGAUUUAGUGCUUGAGAAUCCAAAUAUCAGAAUUCAAAGGUUUCUUGACUGAAGCACUUUUUUCAGUGGUUGGAAACAGUAGAAGGGUACUGUAAAGGAUUAUGCCAUUGAAACAGCGAACAGUCUUAAAUUUAGUAAUUGAAUUUUGUUAAGAACUAAUAGAAAUUAAGGAAUUUCUGAAAUGGAAAACAAAAAAGCUAUUUUGAUUUAAAAAAAAGAUAAAAAAUUCCCUCUUUAGAAAAGUACACACUGAUGGAUCAAUAUUAGAUAGGGUCCAUUUAGAUUUCAUAAAGUAUACUGUCUAUUGUGUAAUUUAAAGUAAAGGUAUUUCUAAAUAUCAGUUAAAUUUUACAAUGGUGGUGGUCUUACACUGAUAUAGCCUACUGAAAGCUUUAUAACGAAUUUUACGAAAUUUUAUAUUUGUAUAUGGGCCAUUCUACAGAAUUCGAGCAAACUGCUGUCCCACAUAAAAAAAAACAUUUAAAAAGCAUUCAAGUUUUCAAAUUUUAGUUGUUUAUUAAGAUCCUUCUAUCAUCUUUCGAAACCCACAAUAAUAUUUAUAAUAUCAGUAAGCUUAAUAUAUAUAAAAUCAUAAUUUAUUGGGUACUUUCAAUUUGGAGAUGGGUGUCUCGAACCCAAACCCCUAAAUUUAAACUUAAAAAUU